CUCCCUGGGUAGGGGGCUCCGAGCCUGGAGUGAGCAGCAGCUGCAAGCGGCUGAGGAGGAGCAGAGCGCAGGAGCAGGCGGCACUGGCAGGCAAGGAAGCGGGGAAGGAAGCGAACUGCAGGGGUUAGGCGCUUUGCAAUGCAACAGUAACGCCUGUCCCGUGCUCUGCUGUGGGAUAACAUCCAGAUCUUGUUUGCCCCUGGACUGCAUUGCUGGUCUGUUCCACUCCAUUAAAUGCCCAGAUCAGUUUGAAGGAAUCCAUCUGGUGACUGGAAAUAUUCCCUAUGGUCAAGCAACACUUUCAGCCAACCUUGGUUUUUUUUUAAUUAAAUGAACUUAAAUUUUGAGAUCUCUCUGGAGAAGCCCAGGUGAAAGGAGCUGGAGGAGAGGAAGCAUUGCUGAAUCCUGAGGUAUUUUUAGCGGGUUCCUACAAGUGAUCUGGCACCAUGGUGGCCCUGUCCUUGAAGAUCUGCGUCCGCCACUGCAAUGUGGUGAAGACGAUGCAAUUUGAACCAUCCACAGCAGUGUAUGAUGCAUGUAGAGUUAUUCGUGAGCGAGUGCCUGAGGCUCAAACAGGGCAAGCCUCUGACUAUGGACUGUUCUUGUCAGAUGAAGAUCCUCGGAAAGGUAUUUGGUUGGAAGCUGGAAGAACACUGGAUUAUUAUAUGCUGCGAAGCGGGGAUAUUUUGGAGUACAAAAAGAAACAGAGACCUCAGAAAAUACGAAUGCUGGAUGGGGCAGUGAAAACAGUUAUGGUGGAUGAUUCUAAAACUGUUGGUGAAUUGCUGGUUACCAUUUGCAGCAGGAUAGGAAUAACCAAUUAUGAAGAGUACUCCGUAAUCCAGGAGAUCAUUGAGGAGAAAAAGGAGGAGAGCACAGGUACACUUAAGAAAGACAGGACAUUGUUACGAGAUGAAAGAAAAAUGGAGAAGUUGAAGGCGAAGCUUCAUACAGAUGAUGAUUUAAACUGGCUAGAUCAUAGUCGAACAUUCAGAGAACAAGGAGUUGAUGAAAAUGAAACACUGCUGCUGAGGCGAAAAUUCUUUUAUUCAGACCAGAAUGUAGAUUCAAGAGAUCCUGUUCAGCUGAACUUGCUUUAUGUUCAGGCUCGAGAUGACAUUCUGAAUGGCUCCCAUCCGGUCUCCUUCGAGAAGGCUUGCGAGUUUGGAGGCUUUCAAGCACAAAUCCAGUUUGGACCUCAUGUAGAGCACAAACACAAGCCUGGAUUUUUAGAUCUGAAAGAAUUCCUGCCUAAAGAAUACAUCAAACAAAGAGGAGCUGAAAAGAAAAUAUUUCAGGAACACAAGAAUUGUGGAGAGAUGACUGAAAUUGAAGCCAAAGUGAAGUAUGUUAAGCUAGCACGCUCCCUCAGGACAUAUGGAGUGUCCUUCUUUCUUGUUAAGGAAAAAAUGAAGGGCAAAAACAAGCUGGUUCCUCGUUUGCUAGGCAUCACCAAAGACUCAGUGAUGCGUGUGGAUGAAAAGACCAAGGAGGUGUUGCAGGAAUGGCCACUGACGACUGUGAAGCGCUGGGCUGCCUCUCCAAAAAGUUUCACUCUGGAUUUUGGUGAAUAUCAAGAAAGUUACUACUCAGUACAAACCACUGAAGGAGAACAGAUUUCUCAGCUAAUUGCAGGUUACAUUGAUAUCAUAUUGAAGAAGAAACAAAGUAAAGAUAGAUUUGGGCUUGAAGGUGAUGAGGAAUCAACAAUGUUGGAAGAAUCUGUGUCGCCUAAGAAAUCUACCAUCUUGCAGCAGCAGUUCAACCGAACCGGGAAGGUAGAACAUGGCUCGGUGGCAUUGCCUGCUGUGAUGCGUUCAGGCUCCAGUGGCCCAGAGACUUUCAAUAUUGGCAGCAUGCCUUCCCCCCAGCAACAAGUCAUGAUUGGGCAAAUGCACAGAGGCCACAUGCCUCCCCUGACCUCAGCACAGCAGGCCUUGAUGGGGACUAUUAAUACGAGUAUGCACGCUGUUCAGCAGGCACAGUCCGACCUCAAUGAAGUUGAUAACCUACCACCUCUAGGACAAGAUAUGGCAUCGAGGGUAUGGGUUCAGAACAAAGUUGAUGAAUCAAAACAUGAAAUUCACUCUCAGGUUGAUGCUAUCACUGCAGGAACUGCCUCUGUUGUUAACCUCACAGCAGGUGACCCAGUUGACACGGAUUACACGGCUGUGGGAUGUGCAAUUACAACCAUCUCUUCUAACCUGACUGAGAUGUCCAAGGGUGUGAAAUUGCUUGCUGCCCUAAUGGACGAUGAAGUUGGAAGUGGGGAGGAUCUCCUGAAAGCUGCUCGGACUCUGGCAGGUGCUGUUUCGGACCUGCUGAAAGCGGUGGAGCCCACCUCGGGAGAGCCUCGCCAAACAGUUUUAACUGCAGCUGGAAGCAUUGGGCAAGCCAGUGGGGAGCUCCUGAGACAGAUAGGAGAGAAUGAAACUGAUGAAAGAUUUCAGGAUGUACUGAUGAGUCUUGCCAAAGCUGUUGCAAAUGCUGCUGCCAUGUUGGUGUUGAAGGCUAAGAAUGUGGCUCAAGUUGCUGAGGAUAUGGUCCUGCAGAACAGGGUUAUUGCUGCUGCUACGCAAUGUGCACUGUCCACCUCUCAGCUUGUGGCAUGUGCCAAGGUUGUGAGCCCCUCUAUCAGCUCUCCCGUAUGCCAGGAACAGCUGAUCGAGGCUGGAAAACUGGUGGAUCGUUCAGUGGAGAAUUGUGUCAGAGCCUGUCAGGCUGCCACAGAUGACUCUGAGCUGCUGAAGCAGGUCAGUGCAGCAGCCGGUGUAGUCAGCCAGGCCCUGAAUGACCUCUUGCAGCACGUCCGUCAGUUUGCAAGCAGGGGAGAGCCCAUUGGACGCUAUGACCAGGCAACGGAUACCAUUAUGUGUGUCACUGAAAGUAUCUUCAGUUCGAUGGGGGAUGCUGGUGAAAUGGUGCGGCAGGCCAGGGUACUUGCUCAAGCUACUUCGGAUCUUGUCAAUGCUAUGAGGUCAGACGCUGAGGCUGAAAUUGACAUGGACAACUCUAAAAAGCUUCUAGCUGCGGCUAAACUUUUGGCAGAUUCUACAGCCCGCAUGGUUGAAGCGGCAAAGGGGGCUGCAGCAAAUCCUGAAAAUGAAGACCAGCAGCAGAGACUGAGAGAAGCAGCAGAGGGACUACGGGUUGCCACAAAUGCAGCUGCUCAGAAUGCCAUCAAGAAGAAAAUUGUCAACAGAUUAGAGUUUGCAGCUAAACAGGCAGCAGCUGCUGCCACUCAGACAAUUGCAGCCUCUCAGAAUGCGGCCGUUUCCAACAAGAACACAGUAGCCCACCAGCAACUCGUUCAGAGCUGCAAGAAUGUUGCUGACCACAUUCCUCAGCUGGUGCAGGGUGUGAGGGGAAGCCAGGCUCAGGCAGAAGACCUCAGUGCUCAGCUUGCUCUGAUAAAUUCCAGCCAGAACUUCCUUCAGCCUGGAAGUAAGAUGGUGGCGUCAGCCAAAGCUGCAGUACCUACUGUAAGUGACCAAGCGGCAGCAAUGCAGCUAAGUCAGUGUGCCAAGAACCUUGCAACAAGCUUAGCUGAGCUAAGAACUGCCUCCCAAAAGGCUCAUGAAGCAUGUGGCCCUAUGGAAAUUGACUCUGCUUUGAACACAGUCCAAACACUCAGAAAUGAACUGCAAGAUGCAAAGAUGGCCGCUGUAGAUGGACAGUUAAAACCACUCCCAGGAGAAACGCUGGAAAAAUGUGCGCAGGACCUUGGCAGUACCUCCAAAGCUGUUGGUUCAUCAAUGGCCCAGCUGUUGACUUGCGCUGCUCAAGGCAAUGAGCACUACACAGGGGUUGCUGCCAGGGAGACGGCUCAAGCUCUGAAGACUUUGGCUCAGGCAGCACGAGGCGUUUCAGCAUCUACCACUGACCCAAUGGCAGCACAUGCGAUGUUAGAUUCUGCAAGGGACGUCAUGGAAGGCUCUGCUAUGCUUAUUCAGGAAGCAAAACAGGCUCUGGUUGCACCUGGGGAUGCAGAAAGUCAGCAGAGGUUAGCUCAGGUGGCCAAAGCAGUGUCUCACUCACUAAAUAACUGCGUGAAUUGUCUGCCUGGACAAAAGGAUGUUGAUGUGGCCUUGAAGAGCAUUGGAGAAUCCAGCAAGAAACUGCUUGUUGAUUCGCUGCCUCCAAGUUCUAAAUCUUUCCAAGAAGCCCAAAGUGAACUAAACCAGGCUGCAGCUGACCUGAACCAAUCGGCAGGGGAAGUGGUUCAUGCUACCCGGGGCCAAAGCGGAGAGUUGGCUGCAGCUUCCGGAAAGUUCAGUGAUGACUUCGAUGAGUUCCUUGAUGCUGGUAUUGAAAUGGCUGGUCAAGCACAAACUAAAGAGGACCAGAUUCAAGUAAUAGGGAACCUCAAGAACAUCUCUAUGGCUUCCAGCAAGCUACUGUUGGCUGCCAAGUCUCUCUCCGUUGAUCCUGGAGCUCCCAAUGCCAAGAACCUCCUAGCUGCAGCUGCAAGAGCGGUGACGGAGAGUAUUAACCAGCUCAUCACUCUGUGUACCCAACAGGCUCCGGGGCAGAAGGAGUGUGACAAUGCUCUCAGAGAACUGGAGACAGUUAAGGGAAUGCUGGAUAACCCCAAUGAACCUGUAAGCGACCUCUCAUAUUUUGAUUGUAUUGAAGGUGUUAUGGAAAACUCCAAGGUCCUUGGAGAGUCAAUGGCAGGCAUUUCCCAGAAUGCCAAGACUGGGGAUUUGCUGGUCUUUGGAGAAUGUGUUGGAGUUGCUUCCAAGGCUCUUUGUGGUCUCACAGAGGCUGCAGCCCAGGCCGCUUACCUAGUUGGCAUCUCAGAUCCCAACAGUCAGGCUGGUCACCAGGGGCUUGUCGACCCUAUCCAGUUUGCCAGGGCCAAUCAGGCAAUCCAGAUGGCAUGUCAGAAUCUGGUGGAUCCAGCAAGUAGCCCAUCACAGGUUUUAUCAGCUGCCACAAUAGUGGCCAAGCAUACUUCUGCUUUGUGUAAUGCUUGUCGUAUUGCUUCAUCGAAGACAGCCAACCCCGUUGCCAAGAGACAUUUUGUGCAAUCUGCUAAGGAGGUCGCAAACAGCACCGCCAACCUGGUGAAAACUAUCAAGGCCCUGGACGGUGAUUUCUCUGAAGAUAACCGCAAUAAGUGUAGAAUUGCGACUGCACCUUUGAUUGAAGCUGUGGAAAAUCUGACAGCAUUUGCUUCCAAUCCAGAGUUUGUCAGUAUACCAGCCCAGAUCAGCAUGGAGGGAUCUCGAGCACAGGAGCCAAUUCUGAUUUCCGCCAAGACGAUGUUGGAGAGCUCAGCUUUAUUGAUCAAAACUGCUCGUUCGCUGGCCAUCAAUCCAAAAGAUCCACCUACCUGGUCUAUACUUGCUGGGCAUUCACACACGGUUUCAGAUUCAAUUAAGAGUCUGAUCACUUCCAUUAGGGACAAAGCCCCGGGCCAGAGAGAAUGUGAUUACUCCAUUGAUGGAAUCAAUAGAUGUAUUAGAGAUAUUGAGCAGGCUUCCCUUGCAGCAGUCAGUCAGAACUUGGCCACAAGGGAUGACAUCUCAGUUGAGGCUUUACAGGAGCAGUUGACAUCAGUUGUUCAGGAAAUUGGGCACCUUAUUGAUCCCAUAGCAACAGCAGCUCGGGGAGAGGCAGCUCAGCUGGGACACAAGGUUACGCAACUGGCGAGUUACUUUGAACCCCUGAUUUUAGCUGCAGUUGGUGUGGCAUCCAAGAUGCUAGAUCAUCAGCAACAGAUGACUGUCCUGGACCAGACAAAGACACUAGCAGAAUCUGCCCUCCAGAUGCUGUAUGCAGCCAAAGAAGGAGGAGGAAAUCCCAAGGCAUCUCACACUCAUGAUGCAAUCACAGAGGCUGCUCAGCUGAUGAAGGAGGCAGUGGAUGAUAUAAUGGUUACAUUGAAUGAAGCUGCCAGUGAAGUGGGCAUGGUUGGAGGUAUGGUAGACUCAAUAGCUGAGGCCAUGAGCAAGCUGGAUGAGGGCACACCUUCAGAUCCAAAGGGAACAUUUGUUGAUUAUCAAACUACUGUAGUGAAAUAUUCUAAAGCCAUUGCUGUAACAGCACAGGAAAUGAUGACUAAGUCGGUUACUAACCCGGAGGAGUUGGGAGGACUUGCAUCACAAAUGACCAAUGACUAUGGGCAUUUGGCUCUCCAGGGCCGAAUGGCAGCAGCCACAGCUGAACCAGAGGAGAUAGGAUUCCAGAUCAGGACUCGGGUACAGGAUCUUGGUCAUGGAUGUAUCUUUCUAGCACAGAAAGCUGGAGCUCUACAGAUUUGCCCUACGGACAGCUACACCAAGAGGGAGUUGAUAGAAUGUGCUCGUGCUGUCACUGAAAAGGUUUCCUUAGUUCUGUCUGCCCUUCAAGCAGGAAACAAAGGUACUCAGGCUUGUAUCACUGCAGCUAGUGCUGUGUCGGGGAUAAUUGCAGAUCUGGACACAACUAUCAUGUUUGCUACAGCUGGAACCCUUAAUGCUGAGAACAAUGAAUCAUUUGCGGAUCACAGGGAAAAUAUCCUGAAAACAGCAAAAGCUUUAGUUGAAGAUACAAAAUUGCUCGUGUCUGGGGCUGCCUCAAGUCAGGAUAAACUAGCCCAAGCAGCUCAGUCAUCGGCUUCCACCAUCACACAACUGGCAGAGGUGGUAAAACUGGGAGCAGCCAGUUUGGGAUCAGAUGACCCUGAAACUCAGGUUGUACUGAUCAAUGCUAUUAAGGAUGUUGCUAAGGCCCUUUCUGAUCUCAUUGGUGCUACAAAAGGAGCUGCUAGCAAACCAGCAGAUGAUCCAUCAAUGUACCAGCUCAAAGGUGCAGCUAAGGUGAUGGUAACCAAUGUCACAUCACUUCUGAAGACUGUUAAAGCAGUUGAAGAUGAAGCCACUCGAGGCACAAGAGCUCUCGAGGCCACGAUUGAGUGCAUCAAACAGGAACUCACGGUGUUUCAGUCGAAGGAGAUUCCAGAAAAGACAUCAUCACCUGAAGAAUCGAUCCGGAUGACGAAAGGAAUCACCAUGGCAACUGCCAAAGCUGUUGCAGCUGGGAACUCAUGCAGACAGGAGGAUGUGAUUGCUACAGCGAAUCUGAGCCGCAAAGCAGUGGCUGAUAUGCUAACAGCUUGUAAGCAAGCUUCCUAUCACCCAGACGUGAGUGAAGAUGUUAGAGCGAGAGCGCUGCGAUUUGGAACAGAAUGUACCCUGGGAUACUUGGAACUCCUAGAACAUGUCCUCCUGAUUCUUCAGAAGCCAACCCCAGAACUGAAGCAUCCGUUGGCUGCCUUGUCAAAGCGGGUUGCUGGUGCUGUGACAGAGCUUAUCCAGACAGCAGAAGCAAUGAAAGGCACGGAGUGGGUGGAUCCAGAGGACCCAACAGUCAUUGCUGAGACAGAGCUACUGGGGGCUGCAGCUUCAAUUGAGGCUGCAGCAAAGAAGUUAGAGCAGUUGAAACCACGAGCCAAGCCAAAGCAAGCCGAUGAGACUCUGGAUUUUGAAGAACAGAUCCUGGAAGCAGCUAAAUCCAUUGCAGCUGCUACCAGUGCCCUAGUCAAGUCAGCGUCGGCAGCCCAGAGAGAGCUGGUGGCACAGGGAAAGGUUGGAGCUAUCCUUGCAAAUGCAGUGGAUGAUGGACAGUGGUCUCAGGGACUUAUUUCCGCUGCCCGAAUGGUGGCAGCUGCAACCAGCAAUCUGUGUGAGGCAGCUAAUGCCUCGGUACAAGGUCAUGCUAGCGAGGAGAAACUCAUCUCAUCUGCCAAACAAGUUGCGGCUUCUACAGCACAGUUACUUGUGGCUUGCAAAGUGAAGGCUGAUCAAGACUCUGAGGCCAUGAGAAGAUUACAGCCUGCGCAGCUCUCCUGGCCGUCUGCCAUCUCUGAUCGAAGCAUGGAGCCUGCGCAGCUCUUCACUGUUGCAGCUGCGGGGAAUGCUGUUAAACGAGCAUCUGACAAUCUUGUCAGGGCAGCCCAGAAAGCAGCAUUUAGGAAAGCGGAUGACGACGAUGUGGUGGUCAAAACCAAGUUUGUGGGCGGCAUCGCUCAGAUCAUUGCGGCCCAGGAGGAAAUGCUGAAGAAGGAAAGAGAGCUGGAAGAGGCAAGGAAAAAACUGGCUCAGAUCCGCCAGCAGCAGUAUAAAUUUCUCCCCACAGAACUGAGAGAAGAUGAGGGCUAAACUGCUGAGACGUUUUUUUUUAAUGAAAUGAGCUCAAGGGGGACAGUGCAGAGAGAACUAACCUGACAGCAUUCUGAUAUGCAAGCACUUACCUAAACAAAUUGCCUGUAAUAGCUUUAGGUGAGCAGAGGGCAAUAAACAUUUGUUCUUUCUCAUCUGUUCAGCUAAGGUGCGUGCUCAUCAAACAGAUGGUACAGUGUUAAGUCCACCAUUCCUGUUCCUUCCUUCCUUCCCUGACUCACUGUAUCUCAGGAGAGAAUGCCUCACUUUUUCCAGAAGGUUAUAAAAUCAGUAUUAUGUCAUUACCUUAAGCUUGAUCUAUUUAUUGUUCCUUGACCUGUUGUAAGACUUUGUUAAUAUUAAUAGGAAAACCGUUUAUCAUAGCUAUCUAUCACUAUGGAACCAGUGGAUUUUUUUUCCUCCAACAAGAAGACCAAGAUUGAGGUGAAUAUUUAUUUGAGAGGAAAAGACACCUGAGCGUGGGUUCUAGAGAUUUUGUCCUCUUUCAGUGAAGCUGGUUCACCCCAGGAUUGGAGGGAUCUUCUUUGUACCUGUUUGCACUAGUUUUAUUAGUUCCUGUACCAGCUUCUGCUUGUACAGUAUUUAGAUUCACAGUUCCCGGGCCUGCAAAACAUGGUAGUAUCCAUUCUUUUCAUUGUUCAAAUAAACCAAGAAAUGGAAAUCUUGUCACCGUCUUAGUACCAGGUUAUGAAGGAAAAUGUUUUUCAAUUAUAUACCUCUCAAUAUGCGACUACUUUUACAAUAGGAAACAUCCACAAAAUUUCAAUUAACAUUGGACUGAAUAGUUCCUUUCGAAGUAUCUUACCUGGCUCAAACUGUGGGAUUUCUGCUAGAAUGUAUGCUAGCUGAAGUAGAGACAUUCUUAGUACUUCAAAAGACUACCAGAACUCUUGCUAUUCUCAUGAGGAUUUUAUUUCUAAUUGUUUUGUUUUGAAAUCUAGAUGGGUUGUUUUUUGGUUGUUUUUUGUGUGUGUUUGGUUUUUUUGAAGAAACUUAUAGCUGUUUUAGAAAGGGCCCUUUUCCGAAAUAUAAAAGAACAUCGGCAAGUCUGAAGUAUGGACGCUUGGAAGUUGAUAUUUUCCUAAUUUGCAUUGAUCAAAAUACCCUCUCUAAGGAACUACAUUGCGGAGAAAGGAUAGAAGAAAUUGUACUUAUGUCUUGAGUUUCAAAAGGUACUGUAAUUUUCUCAAUCUCUGAUGUGGCAUAAACCCACAGUGUGGACUACAGAUAUAACAUGACACGUUUCCAAGAUGGGUAGAGUCAAUGGUGCAUUUUAUAAUGUCUGAUUAAAAACAAUGCAGAAACCAGAACUAGCAAAAGCCACCUAUUAGACCAGCUACAGAAACAAGGUCUUUCUUAACCGUGGUUCUCCAGCAUAUGCCCAUCCCUGCACACGCCCUCUGAGCAAAUAAUGUCAAGUCCAUUUGGGUCAAAGAAUGUUGUUGCUCCACUUCUUCUGAAAGCCAUGCUGCCAUUUUAGAUACCUACCACUACUUCCAACUGAGCCAGUUGUGUUAGAUACCUACCCACUUAAUUGCCCUUGUUGCAGAAGUACUUGUCACAUAGACUCAGAAGUAACCCUCUUGUGUUAGGUUACCAAUUUAGAUAUUGAUAACUUCUCAUUUAAGUUACUUGCAUGUAUUAUACCUAUCGGAAAUUUUGUCACACUAGUAUAAAUAUAUCACAAAAAUCCAUAGAAAAUAAAUAUUAAAAUGUACAAAUUUUUUUAGUGUCUCUUCUCUGAUGCUGAAGUAUUUCAGACUCAGCGGAAUUGUGGAUUCUCAGUAAAUGAUGAGAGAGCAGUUGGCAAGCCCUGAGCAGAAUCCUUUUGAUAGGAGCAAAUAUGGAUUUGCAUAAGUGUGUCCAAAAUGAGCCUCUGCCCUGACUGCGUAGACCAGGUAAAAUGAGACUGAAAGCAGUAUGUAGCCUCUCUGUACGCAACUGCCACCAGAGAGAGAUUCCAGUCUAGGCUUUAUAACCCCAGCAGUAGCUGUAUUGGUUAGAUUCUCACCAUGAGUUUGUGCAGUGAGUCCAGUGAGCAGUGGCACAAAACAUCUCUAUAAAAAAUUAUUUAGAAAAAACAAAUCCUUCAUUUAAGAUUUUUAAGUAAUCUGGAAGGCUGAAACACAGCUUGUUUUUGUAGGAUCUAAAUACACAUGGUCUUAAAUGAGCUUUCUGCUGCUUUUGCUUAUUCAGUAUAUCAGGCUUUCAGUUUGUAGCAUUUUCUUUUGCUUACCUGGAUAGUAUCAACAUUCCUGUCACUUCUUUAAAGAUUUUGGGGCGGGGCGGGGGGUUGGGUCAAUGUCUUGCAGAUUUUUUCUGAUACUACAUAUUGCUUUUAUUUCACGUACUGUAAUUUAAAGUACUCCAAGUAACGUGACGUUUUCACUAAUGUACCAGUGCUUCAUUGUGAUCACUGUAGUACAAUAACACAGCAUUUUAAUUAUGCAUACAGUGCGAAUGGUAUUUCCCUGUUUUAGGAAAAGAAUAAGCCAAAACCCCAGUAAAAUUAAAUUGUAUACAGAAAUUGUACUGCUAGGAUUUUUUCAAGCUAAUAGUAAUUUUUAUGUUCAAAUCAUCCUCUUGUCAAAGUUGUGAGGGAAGUUAAUUUCAGUACUUAUACUUGACGGAUGUUGCUUCCUCAGGCAAUUGCCCUGCUUGCAAGCCCUGGCUUUUAUAUGCAGAAAACCAGCUGUUGUGGCACAGAUGGGCCAUGGAGUUUUUAUAGCAUGUUUGGGGGCGGCUCAAAGAAAAAGGUUGAGAACCCCGACCUACACAGAAGGUUACUGUGCAGCAAGCCAAGGUGUGAACCUAGAGCACAAUAGCUUGCGGCACAGUAACAUCGCCUUUGGAUACUGCUAGAGUGCACUCUGGGACAGUCAAACAUUAUUGUACUGCAAGCUAGUGCACUGUAGAUGCACGCUGGCUUGCCAUUCAGUAACUUUCCAUAUUGACAAACUUGGGAUAUCCAGCAGACUAGCUGCAGUGUUUUUCAGCUUGAUUUUUGGAUUUCUAUCUGGGAGACCGCUAGAUUCCACAAACUCAUUUGAAGUCCAUUUCACUUUCUUCUUAUCUGUGGGACUUGUAGUAACACUGAAAUCAAAGUUAGAACAUCUGUGGUGUUUGUAAUUAAUUCAGUGCAGUUAUUUGGCAUGGAGAGUUGCAACAGAAAAUCUCAGGCAGGAAUGAGGACUGGGUAGUAAUUAGACCUAUUUUCUUCCUUACCUAUUCUUCUGGAUUUUAAGUUUUGAAAUAACAAACAAGUUAUGUAGUAUCUUGCCCAUCUUCGUGAUGUGGAACUGGCUUUAAGAAAUGUCUGGAAAUUAAAAGCAAAAUGUCUCAAAGUUCUGAAUGUACAAAUAUUCUAGGGAGGCUUUACACGAAGGUCCAGAAGAUAAGUUGGAAUUGGAGGGAACACUUUUAUAGUUUGUCUAAACUUUUCUUUUUUAUAGGCCAGCAACCGCAAAGUGAGGGAUGGGGAAGAGUUUUUUAAAACCAAAAGUUGAAGACUGAGCUCUUGCUUUCUUUUGUCCAGUUGCCUUUGAUCUCCUGCAUCUUCAGACUAGUUUCUAUGACAGAAUCUAUCAGAAUUACAGCAUAAAUGGUCUUUUAAAUUUACCUAGGAAAUAGAGGUUUUUCUAGCCUCACAUUACUAAAAAACACUCAGACCAGGCCCCAGAACAUGCUGAUGACAAGGCCAUCAAGGAAUACAUCUUAUGUUUUGUGCCAUGGCUAAUCCAUUCUUCUUUUGAUCAUUACUCCUGGAGCUUUUUGUGCCUUAUUAUGUAUAUUAAAAGCUCCUGCCCUAUCUUAUACUUAAAGUUGGGGAAAGUUAAACUUUAUGUACUGUUGGUUUCUUUGAGCUUGUAUAGAAAUUUGGAAGAUUUCAGUGGACUCGGCUCAUCAUCCCGAGUCGAUAUUAAUCCUGGAACUCGCUUUUCUGUAUUUGCAGUAAUAUAAAGAGAAAUACACUGCUCAAAAGGGUGUGUGUUUGUUAGUGCCUGUUACCAGCAAUUUUACGACAUUGCUGGUAACACGACACAAUUCCGAUAGUCAACACUCCCAUAGAACUUACAUAGUAUCUACAAAGUUAAUACCUUUUUUUUUUUAGGUAAUAUAUGUUACCAGUCUGCUACUGAUUACUGUAAGGUAACCAUUUAUGCUGGACUUACCAUAUUAACUAAUGCUGCAGUGAAAUCCAACUGGUUAGGUGCUAACGUUGUUGAUACAAUAUUCUACAUUAAGCAAAAUCUCAAAAGAGAUGAAGCUAAUGGACUGCUGAACUUCACUAUACCUAGCAGAGAUGUGGAAUGGUAGCACGGUGGCUAGAGUAGAUUUUUCUCUACCGUCCAUCUUUAAUACUAACCAGAGCAAGAAUACAACUGGUAAUAAAUGGGGAAAAGCAGCAUAGGAAAGCUUUGCUACAAUUUUUCUGAAACAGAAAUUUAAGUGGAUCUCUGUCUUUAAACAACAACAAAAUCAUUCUAAACUGGGCAUGAGCCAACAGGAUAACAUGUCCUAUCUGCCUAUAGCAGAGAGCUGACAAACUUUACCAUGCAUGUCUUAAAAGCCUAAUACCUCCAUGGCAUAGUUCUGUUCUAACUUGCCUUGUAAGGCAACCAAGUAUCUUUUAGUAUAAAAAUGACAAGGAUGUAAACAUGAUACUUUUUCAUGUCCUUUAUUUCAUUUUCAUGUGGCAACAUGGUAUAUGAAAGAUAAUUACUUUGCCUAGAGAGAAUUCCUGUCCAUCAAUAGAGUAAUAUAUUGAGUUGUAAGUAAUUAGGGCUGUCUUUGUUGCUUUAAAAAAUCAAACCACUAUGGAUUUUUUUCUUACUGAAAUUUACUUACUUUAUUAAUAUGAUUGCAGCUGAAGAACCUUCUGAGUGAGACAGUUUUAUAGUGGUAUGUUUGCAAGUCGUGCUGGAGUUUGGGGUGUGAGCUCAUGUUCUGUAGCUCAACUUUCUCCUAGAGCUUUAACCACACAGAAAAGCAUGAAGGGGGUUAGCCAUGCUGUUACACUGUAUGUAUGCUGUUUAUCUGGCCACAAAAAGUAUUUUUUUGUAUUCACCAAAAAUAAACUUUUGAAGGAAUGACCACCUUUCUUUUG
Messenger RNA from Caretta caretta (loggerhead turtle), 13275 nucleotides. It is a transcript of the gene TLN2, whose product is annotated as talin 2. Gene Ontology annotation, cellular component: focal adhesion; cytoskeleton; plasma membrane. Lineage: Eukaryota; Metazoa; Chordata; Testudines; Cheloniidae. Gene Ontology annotation, molecular function: structural constituent of cytoskeleton; integrin binding; actin filament binding. Gene Ontology annotation, biological process: cell-cell adhesion; actin cytoskeleton organization. The record is from RefSeq and is a predicted model, not a curated record.